AUGAGACCUUUAUCGUUGAAAGGUCACGAUCGUGCUUUAACCCGUGUACGAUUUAAUAGAGAAGGGGAUUUGUUGAUUUCUGCAGCGAAGAACAAGCAGCCGUGCCUGUGGUAUACGGAGAAUGGAGAACGGAUUGGUACCUAUGAUGGUCAUAAUGGAGUGGUGUGGGAUGUUGACGUAUCUUGGGAUACGACGCGACUCGGAACGGCGUCAGGAGACAACUCAGUCAAAUUUUGGGACUGCGAGACCGGAGUUGUGCUCAAUACUAUUAAUACACCAACACCUGCAAAAUCAGUCAACUUGUCCUAUUCUGGUCACUUGCUAGCGUACACCACUCAGAAAAUGACUAAAAAUCCAUCAGUAUUGUGUAUUGUCGACACACGAGACGACCAGCAAAUAACUGCCGACUGCCCCCUGUUUCGGACUCAUUUUGAAUUCGACAAUUCCGCAACAACAUGCGUGUUUAGUGGAGCUACUGAUGUUGUCACUGUUGGAUUCGAGAACGGUCACAUUCUGCAGUACUAUUUAAAAAAUAGUGAGGAGCCUUCCCAAUCUAAUGAUAAGGCCCACAGGUAUGCCAUAACCGAUCUGCAAUUGUCGCCAGAUGGGGCGUUUCUCAUUUCGUCGUCCAAGGACAAAACUGCUGCAUUGUUAGAUGUGUACACCUUGGAGAACUUAAAGCAAUAUCGCUCGGAACGACCAGUGAAUUCUGCUUGCAUCUCACCUAUACGCGAUCAUGUUUGCCUUGGAGGAGGAGAAGAUGCCAUGCAAGUGACCCAAACAGCGGUAUCUGCUGGUCAUUUCGAGGCCAAACUCUACCAUAUGGUAUUUGAAGAAGAAUUCGCUAGAUUCAAAGGUCAUUUUGGUCCUAUCAAUACCAUGGCGUGGCAUCCAUCAGGAAACAUUAUUGCGACAGGUGGAGAAGAUGGCUAUGUGCGUGUUCAGGAAUUCGAUGAGGACUACCUUGAAUUUAAAUACGACUAUUAA
Molecule: messenger RNA, 987 nt
Organism: Angiostrongylus costaricensis
Lineage: Eukaryota; Metazoa; Nematoda; Chromadorea; Rhabditida; Metastrongylidae
Source: the annotation of a GenBank genome assembly